AUGUCGUCCAUUGAAUUGAUUAAGUCCCUGAAACUCUACAAGGACAAGAUAUGGUCCUUUGAUUUUUCUCAAGGUAUAUUAGCUACAGGUUCAACCGAUCGAAAAAUCAAGCUGGUUAAUGUGACAAAUGAUGACUUUGCGUUAAUAGAUGUACUAGAUGAGACAGCUCAUAAGAAGGCAAUUCGGUCAGUGGCAUGGAGGCCUCACACCUCGCUAUUAGCAGCAGGGUCUUUUGAUUCUACCGUGUCCAUCUGGGCUAAAGAAGAAUCUGCUGACAGAACUUUUGAGAUGGACUUGCUAGCUAUCAUUGAAGGUCAUGAAAAUGAAGUAAAAGGGGUGGCAUGGUCGAAUGAUGGAUAUUAUCUAGCAACCUGUUCCAGAGACAAGAGCGUGUGGAUUUGGGAAACAGAUGAAAACGGUGAAGAGUAUGAAUGUAUCAGUGUUUUGCAAGAACAUUCUCAAGAUGUUAAACACGUUAUAUGGCAUCCUUCUGAGGCGCUACUAGCUUCGAGUUCUUAUGACGACACCGUUAGAAUAUGGAAAGAUUACGACGACGACUGGGAAUGUGUUGCUGUCUUGAAUGGCCACGAAGGUACUGUUUGGUCUUCUGAUUUUGACAAGACUGAGGGGAUGUUUAGGCUAUGCAGUGGAAGUGACGAUUCCACAGUACGAGUAUGGAAAUACAUGGGCGACGAUGAAGAUGAUCAACAAGAAUGGGUUUGUGAAGCUAUUCUCCCGGAUGUACAUAAAAGACAGGUUUACAAUGUUGCAUGGGGCUUUAAUGGCCUAAUUGCUAGUGUAGGUGCGGAUGGAGUACUAGCAAUCUACGAAGAAAUGGAUGGAGAAUGGAAAGUCCUUGCUAAACGUACCUUAUGCCAUGGAGUUUAUGAAAUUAACGUUGUGAAAUGGCUAGAACUGAAUGGUAAGACUAUACUUGCAACAGGUGGUGACGACGGAACAGUGAAUUUUUGGUCCCUGAAAAGGUCACCUUAA
Saccharomyces mikatae IFO 1815 is the source of this 993-nucleotide messenger RNA. It is a transcript of the gene CIA1, whose product is annotated as iron-sulfur cluster assembly protein CIA1. NCBI's taxonomy places the organism in Eukaryota, Fungi, Ascomycota, Saccharomycetes, Saccharomycetales, Saccharomycetaceae. Gene Ontology annotation, molecular function: protein binding. Gene Ontology annotation, biological process: iron-sulfur cluster assembly. The coding region runs from base 1 to 993 and encodes 330 amino acids. Gene Ontology annotation, cellular component: cytosolic [4Fe-4S] assembly targeting complex. The record is from RefSeq and is a predicted model, not a curated record. The transcript has a single exon.